AUGGUUAGAGUAUUGAAACAUCACGAAAAGAAAUUAUUAAAGAAAGUUGAUUUCCUUAAUUGGAAACAAGAUCAAGGACAUCGUGACACUCAAGUCAUGAGAACUUAUCAUUUACAAAAUCGUGAAGAUUAUCAUAAAUAUAAUCGAAUGUGUGGUGAUAUUAGAAAAUUAGCUCAUAAAUUAUCAUUACUACAAGCAACAGAUCCAUAUAGAAUUAAACAUGAACAAUUAUUAUUAGAUAAAUUAUAUGAUAUGGGUAUAUUAGCUACAAAAUCAAAAAUUUCCGAUUUAGAAAAUAAAGUAACCGUUAGUAGUUUUUGUCGAAGAAGAAUUGGUGUUGUUAUGUGUCGUUUAAAAAUGAGUGAAACUAUUAGUGAUGCAGUUAAAUUUAUUGAACAAGGUCAUGUUAGAGUUGGUCCAAAUGUAAUUACUGAUCCUGCUUAUUUGGUAACUAGAAAUAUGGAAGAUUAUUUGACUUGGGUUGAUAGUUCUAAAAUUAAAAGAAAUGUUCUUAAAUAUAGAAAUAAAAUUGAUGAUUAUGAAUUAUCCUAA
Molecule: messenger RNA, 552 nt
Organism: Candida tropicalis MYA-3404
Lineage: Eukaryota; Fungi; Ascomycota; Pichiomycetes; Serinales; Debaryomycetaceae
Product: snoRNA-binding rRNA-processing protein
Exons: 1
Coding region: 1-552 (183 amino acids)
Biological process (GO): rRNA processing
Cellular component (GO): Mpp10 complex; small-subunit processome; small ribosomal subunit
Molecular function (GO): structural constituent of ribosome; snoRNA binding; rRNA binding
Source: RefSeq, a predicted model, not a curated record